AUGGCAGAUUCCCAGCGAGAAGAGAGAAGGAGCUACAGGCGCCGUGAUAGUGACAACGAAUGGGCAAACGAGCAUGCCGCACCGUCGAGUCGUAGGGAAAGGAUUGCACAGGACUCGGAGCUAUCAAUUCCUGGAGUACGAAGGAUCAGAGUCGAAAGACAAGAUGGGCGCGACACUGAAAGACGUAGGAGCGCAUCAUCUAGGAAAAUAGCCUCUGAGUCGUAUGCGACGCAACCCAGCGAAGAAAGUUUAUCGAGCCACAGGAGGAGACGGCACCAUCACAGAAGUCCAGACGAUGAAUCCCCUGGCAAACGAGCGUCGAUUUCGAGAGACGAGUCUCCUUCAAGAUAUCUUCAUGGCACGCCGUCAAGGACAUCGAGACGCUCCCCCGUCGCAGAAAGUGGGACGAGAAGGCUGGAGUCAGAUGAAGAAUCGAGUGACUCGGAGGAGGAAGUUAGCAGACGGUCUGGGACGAGCCACAAAAGUCCUCGCAAGCGCAAGGUGAAGGUCGUAUAUAUCACAGAGGAAGACUAUCAUUCCUCCAAGCAGAAAGAAAGGGGGCAGAGGACAGACAGAAAGCGUGUCGAGAGUGCGAAAGAAGACGACAGUGUACGAAGGUCCAGGACGCAUCGUUCUCGGAAAUCUGUCGCCGAACCAACAGUUGCACCACCCUCUAAUAGGUCUUCAUCAAUAAGAGAAGUUCCAAAUCGCGCCCCUAGCUUGCGGAGGGGGCAUUCUACGAGUUCCCAUAUAAAGUCAACAAAACAGCACGCUCCAUCGCUUACCACGACGGCUUCCAAUGCAACCGGGAAGAGGGCAUCAUCACACUUCAUAAACAACUUUUUCGGGCCUCCUGUCCAUCAUACCCAGGAACCCGAGAGACUGGUUGAAUGCUUGACCUGUCUGUCUGAUGACAUUCCAAGAUCCAAGUCUGCUAAGCUGAAAUGUGGCCAUCGCAUGUGCCACGAUUGCUUGCGUCGCAUUUUUAAACUCUCUGUUACCGACCCACAGCAUAUGCCUCCAAAAUGCUGUACCACUGACCACAUACCCCUCAAACAUGUCGAGAGACUUUUUGAUCUCAAUUUCAAGAAAAAGUGGAAUCGCAAGUUUCAAGAGUAUUCUACAAAGAAUCGUAUAUAUUGCCCAGCACGACGGUGUGGCGAAUGGAUCAAGCCAGGAAAUAUUCAUUCAGAGGAUGGAAAAAAGUAUGGUAAGUGUGGUCGAUGCAAAACCAAAGUCUGUUGUUUGUGCAACGGUAAAUGGCAUGGCUCUCGUGACUGUCCAAAGGAUGAAGAAACCAACAAACUUCUGGCAGCAGCAAAAGAAGCUGGCUGGCAACGAUGCUAUAGCUGUAGGACGAUGGUGGAGCUGAAGGAGGGCUGCAAUCAUAUGACAUGUCACUGUACGGCCGAGUUCUGUAUGAUAUGUGGACUGAAAUGGAAGUCUUGUAAUUGCCCCUGGUUUAAUUACGAUGCCGUUGAAGCAGAUCGCCUCAAUCACAUGCAGAUACCGCAACCAGUUCCGCCACAAGAUGACCCAGUACCACGACCUCCUCGGGAUCGUCAACGCAGACCUCGACCAAAUACUUAUGUAGAAGAAAUAGACGAAAGACGCCGACAAGAGAGGGAAGAUGAAGGACUGGCUCGCCGUUUACAGAACUUUGACAUGAGUGAUGACUAUCAAGGUGGAAUCGGGGAUAUCCACGGAGUUGGAAAUGGUGCCGGACAUUUCAUGAAUCAGGAUUAUAUAAGAGCAGCUCAUAAUAUUCUGACCGGUACCUUUGACCACGCAACCGCGGCAGCCAACUAUGUAAUGGGAGUACGACAGGCACGUGGAGGCCCCCCACCACCGCCUAGAAGAAUGUCAGAACGCUACCCUGUAGCAGCUCCCGCUCCUCCUCCACCUCCGCCUAUGCUGAGAAGGCAUACGAUGAUGGAGGAAGUCUACAAUAAUGCUCCAAGCACGCGGCCGUCAGAAAGAGUUGUACCCCGAAGGACUCGGACGGAUUACGAGAGUGAGGUGGCUGUCCACACGCCUUACUCAAGACGACUUGAUAGGGAAGUAUCUACGCGAGAAGGUCCAAACCGAAUUAUCCCCCUAAGGGCUGUUGAAAGGACAGCUUCAACGAGGAGUUCAGAUCGGGAAGCGUCCACAAAAAGGUCUGUCUUAGCAGGUCUAGGUACACGCCGUGGCGGCGAUCGAGUCGGCGCCUGGAGAAGUUUUGUUGAGCCGGGUGUGGAACCCGAAGAAGGAGUGCUAUCAUUUGUUUGA
Messenger RNA from Glarea lozoyensis ATCC 20868, 2271 nucleotides. RefSeq names its product RING/U-box. Lineage: Eukaryota; Fungi; Ascomycota; Leotiomycetes; Helotiales; Helotiaceae. Gene Ontology annotation, cellular component: ubiquitin ligase complex; cytoplasm. Bases 1 to 2271 code for a protein of 756 amino acids. Gene Ontology annotation, molecular function: zinc ion binding; ubiquitin protein ligase activity; ubiquitin conjugating enzyme binding. The record is from RefSeq and is a predicted model, not a curated record. Gene Ontology annotation, biological process: protein polyubiquitination; ubiquitin-dependent protein catabolic process; positive regulation of proteasomal ubiquitin-dependent protein catabolic process. The transcript is spliced from 3 exons.